This is a messenger RNA of Zea mays, 2852 nucleotides long. RefSeq lists its product as uncharacterized. Bases 1566 to 2378 code for a protein of 270 amino acids. The record is from RefSeq and is a predicted model, not a curated record. NCBI's taxonomy places the organism in Eukaryota, Viridiplantae, Streptophyta, Magnoliopsida, Poales, Poaceae. The transcript has 4 exons. Gene Ontology annotation, molecular function: DNA-binding transcription factor activity; DNA binding.
CUCUAUCUGAAUCUGUGACGCCGAGCUAGGGCCACGUCGACGUCUCGUCAACACUUGACGACGUUACCACAUCAGACCUCGGCGUCACAGGCUACAAUGUCGAGCUGUGUUGGCUCGACGCCACAACCUAUGAAGCCAAAUAAAGAGUCCAAAAUAAGAAAUAAUCGUUAAGUAAAUGUUAUUUUUUUUAAAAAAGAGACUAAAAUAAAAAAAAUCGGUCGUGUGUCCCUCCCAGCAAGCGAGAGGCGAGGCGGGGCUUUGGACAGAAGCUUCCUUUCGAUCCCCGUCGCGAUAGCUAUGCUUGGUCGCUUGCUUUCGCGCGCCGAGAUCUGGAUUAGAUUCCUUGAUUCCCCUGUCACCGCCACAGGCCAAGGCGCAGUUUGUGCGCCACUCUGAAAGCCCCCACCUGAACGCUUGAGACCCAACGCAAAGCUCAUCGUCAGAUAUAAUAAUAUUCUCUCUCUUCCCUUCCCUUCCCUUCCCUUCCCCCUUCUUUUUCUCUUCUCCGUUCAAUCAAGAGAGAGGGGAAAAAGCAUGCUCCGUUUGCCCUCCUCUCCUCUGACAAUUGCUUGUCCUGUCCAAAUGCAAUUCCUGACGGAUCGUGCACGCCGGGGCCGGGGCACACCAGGCAGUGAGAUCAAAGCAAGGCAGACGGACAGACAGCGCAUCUUUGAUGCAUAUGCGGCCGUGUGUCCACCUAUCUAUCUUACCUUCACUUCAAAGCAAGUUUUCGUGUGCCGGUAAAGCCAGCAUUUGCUCGUGUCGUGAGACGGUGCUGGUGGUGGUGGUGGGGUUCCGAGGGAGGAGAGAAUCCAUCCGGUCCAAGGAGCAAGCAGGCGAGGAGAGGGUGAGAGGAAACAGCAAGAGAACAACAGCAAUGCAAUGCGACGCAUGCAAUGGCCCCGGCCCCCUUUCGCUUCUCUCGUCUCCUUUUUUUUUUAAUCUCGAAAGAAAAGAAAACCAAGAAAAAAAACUCUAUCCUUUCGAGAGGGGUUGUAGCUGAACUGUUUCGCUUUUGCCGCGCCUACUGCCGAAAGAUUCUCCCUCUUUCAGGUCAAAGAAGUGAAAGCAAAAGCAGCAAACGAUUGAGGCGGUGCCGGUGGUGACAUGGAGGGAGGGGGCGCGGGCGCCAAAAGAAGAUGCUGCCAUGGCCCGGCCAGGCCCCAGCUGCUGCCCUCACGCGCGGCGCCAUAUUCCCCCUUGUGUUGUGUUGUGCCUUGCCGCCGAUUCGCGGCCCCGGGCGUAUCCAUACAUAUACCGCCGGAGGCGGAGACAGGGACGGAAUAUCUCUGGGCCGGGCGGGGCGGUGGUGGAGUCCCAGGAAAGCAAAGCAACCGACCGACGCAGCCAGCCGGCCGGCCGGCCUAUAAGAGCCCCCGCGCGGCUCGCGGUGGCAUCGACCGUCGGUCGAUCACCCGCUGAGCUUGCUUGUUUUCCUGCCGCGGUCGCUGCUUGGCCAGGACCAGCUGCUUGCUGCCGUCGUCUCGUCUGCGGCUACUCCGGCCUCUCAUGCUGGCCACGCCACCGACGCUGCGAUACGAAGCGCCGCGGUGGGCACGUCGGAAAUGGCAUCGUCGCUGGGAGUGGGUGGUCAGCAGCAGGGGCACGGGCACGGGCACGGCGAGGCCAGGGCGCGGCUCAGGUGGACGCGCCAGCUGCACGACCGCUUCGUGCUCGCCGUGGCCCAGCUCGGCGGCGCAGACAAGGCGACACCCAAGUCCGUGCUGAGGGCGAUGGCCGUGCCGGGGCUCACGCUGUACCACCUCAAGAGGCACCUGCAGAAGUACCGGCUGGUGGCGGUGAGCCGAGGCGUCGCUUCCCCGCUGGGCGACAGCGGAGAUGGCACCGACGAGCGUUCGUCCUCGUCCUCGGAGAACCAGCCGGCGGACGAGUGCGACGACGGUACCGUCGCCGAGCCGCAUGGCGAUUCUUCCAGGAGCGUGGCGCGGAUGCAGAGGAAGCUGCAGGAGCAGAUCGAGGUGCAGCGGCACCUACAGCUGAGGAUCGAGGCGCAGGGGAGGUACCUGCAGUCCGUGCUGCGCCGGGCGCAGGAGGUCCUCGCCGACCACGGCCUGGGCUCGGCAGCCGGCGCGGAGGCGGAGCUGGCCUCCGCGGUGGACACCGGGUCCCUGUCCUCCUCCUGCUGCUGCUCCCCGACGCGCCGCCGCUCCGCCGACAGCUGCGUGACGUCCUCCUCUUCGGAGGCCGAGAGCCAGGCCCCCGUCGGCGGCGCCACGUGGCUCCACACGUGCGCCGGUACGCGCGACUGCUCCGUUGAGCAACAGCCGGUGCAGGGGGAGAAGAGUACAUUCCUGCAGAGGCACGGGGCAGCAGAGGACGGCACUUCGUCUGAGAUCGAUCCCAACGGCAACAGGUAGGGGACGGAGUCGGAGAUCGUGAUCGGAAGCAUCUCUCUGCUCUGCAUGUGCCCAGCGUCGGAGAACAGGGAAUGAAUGAUUGGCGGGGUGGCCUUCAAGGUUGGGACUUGGGGAGGGGGGCCAGGCUUUUGAGCAAUGUCUGCUGCUGAAACAGCUACCUGCUCUGCUCUUCGUUCCAGAAUAUGAUGUGCAUGUUUAUUUUCGUUUAUGCGAAUGGUUCUUGUGUUUCAUGUAAAAAAAUUAUGACUGCAACUCGAGGAAGGGCCAGCUGCAAAUGAUGCAUGCAGUGUGCUUGAGGUAGCAGUACAAUGCAAGGAUGAUUGCAUGGUACAGAACUGUAGUAGCUACUAUAUUAUUAGUAAGAUUGUAUGCCAUCAGUGAGAUUGAUGCCUUAAGAGGGUAAUGGCAUGAGAACUGGAAAAGGUUUAGAAUGUAUAUUAAGGCCUCAUUUGAAAUAGAGGAUUAGUAAAAAUA